This is a messenger RNA of Balaenoptera musculus (blue whale), 3415 nucleotides long. RefSeq names its product mannose-binding protein A-like. The transcript is spliced from 6 exons. Lineage: Eukaryota; Metazoa; Chordata; Mammalia; Artiodactyla; Balaenopteridae. Bases 2174 to 2884 code for a protein of 236 amino acids. The record is from RefSeq and is a predicted model, not a curated record. Gene Ontology annotation, cellular component: rough endoplasmic reticulum; multivesicular body. Gene Ontology annotation, biological process: positive regulation of phagocytosis; surfactant homeostasis.
ACAAGGUGAAUUCAAAUUUACCUCAUCUCCUGAGAAAAUCCUGAGGUGCCUGGGUUAAGGGUAAGGUCCUCCAUUGCUUUUACGUCCCCAUGGUACACUAGAUUGUGAUGAGCUGGGACACUUGAAAAACAAUUUUUCAUCUUGGCAUGAAGGGAAAAUUUUAAUAAUAAUAAUAAUAGCAAAAUAAUACUAAUAAGCAUAAAUUCAAACCCCAGAUCUAUGAGAGGACAGACUCAAUGGAUAUGCAUCCUCGACGGGGGUCUUUUUCCCACCAGAGUCAAGUAUUUCUUAUUGUCCCUUUGCUCACAGCGCAUAUCCCUCCCUCCUCCCGUUCUAUCCUCUUCCUUCCUUCUAAAGCCAUCUUUCCUCUAAGUCUGUAGGACAUGUAGGGUCCUGGCUGUAUGUAAAUCUCUCAGCUUCAGAUUUCCACCUUUCUGGGAGGUCUGCUCAUUUGCCGUAGGGUUUGAGAAUUCUUUGUCCUCUGAGCCUAUGGGCCCUUCGGAGUUGUGACAAUGGCAUCAGUAAACACAGCCCUGGGAGGGGUCUUCUUUACAAUGGGCCCCUCUCAGUGCCUGGCAGCCUCCUUGAUAACAGGAAUCUGGGAGGCUUGCUGAACAGGGCACAUUGACUUGAGUACACAACGGCCGAUGACUCUUGAGGGGCCAAAGCACCAAUCACAAGGCAGAGUCAAAGGGAAGUGGUCCUACCCCUGCUCCACCACAGGGAAAAAGCAAACCUCUAGAGUUGUUUGGUGAGACUAAGUGUUUCAAAGAGUGGGUGUAAGUUUGGGGGAAGGCAGGAAUCAAAUGUUAUAUCAGGGACUUGAAAAAGGCCACUUGAUCAGGCUCUGGAGAUAAGAACCGGACACUCCUGGAAACCCAGGCGUGGAGGAGCCACAGACUGAUCUGGUGUCUGCCCUGCUCAGGGUCUCUGCUUCCCUCCUCACUCUCUCAGUGGAUCCUCCCCACGUGCCCAGCCCUGAGUUACACCCUGGAGACAAGGAGGUGAAUCAAAUGCAGCUCCUGCCCUAGAAAAGUAUUAAAAGCACUGGGAGAGUGGGCACAGAUGUUAGCUCUAGCUGGAGGCAAGUCAAGAGGGCCACUUUAAGGACACGAUGCUGGAGGAUUCCUUUGUUCCACAAAUGUUUGAGCAUUGAUUCCGUUUCCAGGCCCUCUUAGAGGUGGGGAAGCAAGAUGCCUGUUCUCAUGAAGUUCCUGUUCUAAAGGAGUGGGAUGGUCAAUAAAUAUGCAACCAAAGAAAUAAGACAAUUUUACAUAGAGAAGAAUUAUAAGCAGGUAACUAAAACAGAGAAUUAUAAUUUUGUGAUAGAAUGGUUAGGGAAAGCCCUUUCUCCAGCAAUAAUAUUUAAGAUGAAAUCUGAAUGACAACAAGCAAUUAUGCAAAGAUGGAGAGAAGUGUCCUAGGCUGGAAGAGCUAGUGCAAAUGCCCAUGUUCAGCUUUGAAUUUGAGUUGUCUACAAACACUUCCUUUCCUUGUGUCUAGCCCUGCGAUGCGCCCAGAGAGGACAGCUGACGAAUGUUCUGAAUGACAAGGGAGGAAUGAGGUGACUCAGUGUUGUAGGUGUUUAACCCCUUCCCUCCUGCUCCUAGUAAAUUAAAUAUGAAUGGAAGGGGGAACUAGGCAGAACAACUGGUACACAGGUGUGCGCAUGUACAUGUGUGUAUGCAUGAGCAUGUGUUUGGUAGGAUGUCUAUGCACGUCCCUUCCAGAGACAAAUAUUUGGAAAGAACUAUCCUCUGGGAUUCUGAUCUAUGAUCUGGGAAUCUGUGAUUCUAGAGGAUCAGAUAGCCGAGCUGUAGAGAGAGAUGCACGGGAGGGAGCAGUGGGAGGAGUCUGGGGUGUUGCAGUAGAGAGCUGCCCAGUGCUAAGCUGGAGACCCCACCAGCAGCCCUGGAGAACUGCCCAGCAUACAGCGGUUCUAAGGAUGGUUGUUUAUUAAUCUGGGGUUGAAGGCCAGUCCAGCACUGUCCCUGGUCACCAGACUAAUUGGGGCUGACAUUGCUGAGGCAUCUGCCAGAGGCCUAGGCUGGAGGACCAGCUUCCCUGCCAUAGCCUCUGUGCUCUGAGGAGGCCCCUAGUAAGUCAUUUCUGAGGACAGAAGAGGAGGCCUUGGCCAAGAGUCUGGCCACUCGGCUUGAUCCUGGUAAGGACCAUGUUCCUGUUUUUGUCACUUCCUGUCCUCCUUCUGUGUGUGGUGACAGCAUCCUGCUCAGAAACAAAAGCCUGUGAGGAUGCCCAGAAGACCUGUUCAGUGGUGACCUGCGGCAUCCCGGUCACCAACGGCACCCCAGGCAGAGAUGGGCGAGAUGGACCCAAGGGAGAAAAGGGAGAGCCAGGGCAAGGGCUCAGAGGCUUGCAGGGCCCUCCAGGGAAAAUGGGGCCUCAAGGAAACAUAGGGAAACCUGGGCUUCCAGGACCAAAGGGCCACAAAGGAGAUCGUGGAGACAGUUCGGUUGCCGAGGCUAAGCUGGCUAACUUAGAGGGACAGAUAAGGAGCCUGAAAUCACAACUGGAUCACAUCAAAAAGUUGCAAAGCUUCUCCUUGGGUAAAAAGUCUGGAAAGAUGCUCUACGUGACCAAUGGUGAAAAGAUGCCUUUUUCCAAAGUGAAGGCUCUGUGCGCUGAGCUUGGGGCCACCGUGGCCACCCCCAAGAAUGCUGAGGAGAACAAAGCCAUCCAGGACAUGGCCCCUGACAUAGCUUUCCUGGCAUCACAGAUGAGUGAGGACACUGCAGCCCAGCAGACGGAUCAAUGGAGGACCACAUCUGUGUCCGAGCAGGCAGUGUCUCAGCUUCCAAGAGAUCCAAUUCCCAUUUUUCCAAGUUGCCACUACCUGGUGCCAAAGUCUCCUUCCCAUGGCUAGCCCAGCCGUGUCUACGACAUGAGUGUUGUUUUUAGUUGUUCAUGAGCUAUACCCUAAACUGUAACACUUGGCCAUGUCCUACACGGGUAACAGUGAAUAGUCCUAGGAAUCCCCUCACUUGCCCAAGUGGCUGUGGCCUCGCUAUAGUCACUAGGGUGAUCUUGAGGACAAAGGGCAGCCUUCCCUUCCCCGCAUACUUUUAGGAGACUGUUUUGAUAUUGUGGCAUACGCCAGUAUCGCGGGAGGAAGCAAAUGGUCAGGCAGGCUGGGUCCUUCCUUACGGGCAUCAUCAGUCUUAAUGCCUCCAUGUUCAACAUCCCCUUUCUUCUGUGACAUCCUCAUCCCAUUAUAGGUCAAUGGGUCCAUUAUUCAUAGAGACAAGAGGGAAAAUCUCCCUAAAGGUGCAUUUCACACACUGGGGGGCAAAUUAUGCAGCACCAUCCAGUGAGCAAAUAAAACCUCCCUCUGAGCAGAGUUCUGACACCAUCUUGGCCCACAAUCAAGCUCAUGACCGUGGAUGUUCUUGAGCAA